Molecule: messenger RNA, 1021 nt
Organism: Postia placenta MAD-698-R-SB12
Lineage: Eukaryota; Fungi; Basidiomycota; Agaricomycetes; Polyporales; Adustoporiaceae
Exons: 1
Coding region: 109-816 (235 amino acids)
Source: RefSeq, a predicted model, not a curated record
UGCGAUUCGUAGAGUCGUACGGUGUGCACUGCCGUCCUGCCGCCUGUUGCAGUACCCCUUGCUAUCAACAGCGCUCAUAGCUCCGUGCUUACUCUCACGACGAUCACGAUGACAUUCCGCCCUCGUCCUAUCCUGAAACGGGACUCCCCGCCGCCGCUAUCCAACAACCUCCCGUUUACGACGACCGACUACGUCCUAUCCCCGCACGUCCACUUCCCCCCCACCCCAUGGAUAACUACUGUACGCUUCACUCAUUCACCCCACACGUACGACCGUGCGCCCAUCGCAAUCUCUCCGAACGAGAGGCUAGUGCCACGACGGCACCGCAAGGUCCAAUCCCCUCCUGCUGACUUCGACGGCGAAAGGAGAGGUCGCCCACGCACUCGCAAUGGCGACGACGACGACGACGAUGACGACUCAUCCGAUAACGAAAUGGACCUUAAGGGCAGCUACUUCCACCCACGCGCGUACGAGGCGUGCACAACAGAGCCAUGCGACGUGCCAAGAGCGACUUUUGACAUCUCCUUUCCACCAUCCCUCACUCCAGAUAUGUCUCCCUCAGACGAGUCUGACGAUCAAGUCAAGACGCCUCCAGACGCCGCUAUCCCCUCCCUUCCUCCCAGUAUUGCCCAUCCCUCCAAUAUCCAUACUCCACCCAAGGUUGCAUCGCCACGAUCUCGCCCGACCCUGCGUUCGACGAAGGCAACAGUCGCCGACAAGAUGCACAGACCGAGCUUCGCGAGGAGCGCUGCUUCCUGCGCUGUGUCCUUCGCUCCUACCCCAAAUUUGGACGAGGGCUGUUUAGGCGGAUUUUGACCUCCGCACUCAUCUUUAUCAUCGCACUCAUUUUAUAAUACUUACGUCCCCGUAUCCACCUUAUGAUCGUUCUUUCGGCACGACUUACAAUGCGUAUCACUUGGGUAGUGGCAUUCGAUCUCGGACUAGUGUUCAACUGUAUCAUAGUAUUUGCGUCUCGCGGGUCGUUCACUUCGAACAAUUCAAUCUGGAUGUAUUGUGUUGC